This is a messenger RNA of Miscanthus lutarioriparius, 1392 nucleotides long. The record is from the annotation of a GenBank genome assembly. NCBI's taxonomy places the organism in Eukaryota, Viridiplantae, Streptophyta, Magnoliopsida, Poales, Poaceae.
AUGAAGUUGGUGCUACAGUGGAGAUGCAGUGGCAUAGGCAUUGGCAGAGGAACAUUUGUGGAUAUAAAUGGUCACGAUAUGUUGCUCAUCUCUCUGGUGAAGUUUGUGCAAGAGUUGUUGACUGUGGUUACAUUGAUGGGCACAGGCAAACUUGGUGAUCUACUACCUAUUCUGACUAUUGUUUUGAGCACCAGGCCUCUUGUUGAUGGGUUGAUGGCAAUUGAGGCUUUAGCUGAUGGAUUGGUUGAGACCAAACAACCAAAUGACAUUCCUGCAAUUAAUGGUGCCACAACCUGCAGUGGUAGUUCAGACAUCCCUUGCCUUAAUCAUGAUCAAUCAGUUUUAGUGGAAAGCUUAGAUGUACCUGAUUGGGCGACUUCUUUCCCUGGUUAUUUUGAAGACUGUGGGCCAGUUGCUACAUAUAACCAUGUUGAUGACAUCGGUUCGCCUGUUCAUGAGUACCUCCCUAGAAAGGUUGUGCCAAUUGGACCUGAGCACCAGGCUGACAUUCCAGAAUGGAAGCCCCGAAUCUCUAUGAUUGUACCUGGUGCUUCUGAGUUUUGUGCUGAUCUGAAUUGUAGUUCUGCUUCCACUUCAGAGUCUGUUCCCAGAGGUGAUGACUAUGUAAGUGACAAGUGGAUCAGGUACUGUGUUGUUCCAAUGACGAGCUGCUCAUCUCUUGUUGACUGGUCUGGAGACAACAAAACAGAUUGUAACUGUAGUGACGAGGGUUCUAUGAGGUGUUCCAGACAGCAUAUUAUUGAAGCAAGGGAUAGCCUCAAAAUGAGCUUGGGACAGGACAUGUUUUGUGAGUUAGGUCUUUGUGAAAUGGGAGAGGAUGUUGCUCAGAGAUGGACUGAUGAGGAGGAGAAGCUCUUCCAAAGAGUUGUUUUCUUAAAUCCUGUCUCCUUGGGCAAGAACUUUUGGGAUCACCUUCCAGAUGCAUUUCCUGGUAAAACUAGCCAGGAGCUUAUUAGCUACUAUUUUAAUGUUUUCAUGCUCAGGAAAAGGGCCCAGCAGAACAGGUCAGACGUGUUGCGUGUGGACAGUGAUGAUGAUGAACUGCAUGGUGAACCUCUAGUUGAGCGGGAGGAAGGGGAUCCUGCAGUUGAGUCCUCUAUACAUGAACAUUUUGUCAGCAAUUCUCUGCCCAUGGACGAUGACGAUAAAGAGUUUGAAGGAGCACAGUUUGAUGGAUCUUUGUGUGAGAAGUCAGUAUACAGUGCAGUUGAGUGCAGACAUCUACCAAAUCAGAUGCCUGCGGAUUCAAAUACGGUGAACACUGCACAAGAUGUUUAUGACCAAGAUAAUGGAGCUCAGUGUACAGAGUUUCACAUGUCACUGCCAAAUGAUACUUCAAACAAUCUUGGUGAUCAAAUUGCAUCUGUGUAG